GACGCUGCGGCUGCUGAAGGAACUGCAGCUGAAAAACCUCCAGGUCCUGCUGACAUUUUAUACCCAGACACAGAGGCUCUAAAACGAUCAAUUUGAUCGGUAAAAUGCCGGGGAUGAUGGAUAAAGGCUCGGAGUAUUUGGGGAAAGGUCGAUCAAACGGCACCAAGAGUCCAUCCAACGCUUCUAAUGGACAUUUUUCUGACGAAAGUGGCAGCGACGACGAACACGAUGUGGGGAUGCGGGUUGGAGCAGACUAUCAGGCCAACAUUCCCGAGUUUGAGCCCGGUUCCACUAAGUACACGGAUAAAGACAGCGGGGGGAUGCUAGUUUGGUCUCCAUAUCACAACAUCAUCGACUCAAAAUUGGACGAAUACAUCGCUUUAGCUAAAGAGAAACAUGGAUACAACGUGGAGCAGGCGCUCGGCAUGCUCUUCUGGCACAAACACAACAUAGAGAAGUCUCUGGCCGACCUGCCCAACUUCACCCCGUUUCCAGACGAGUGGACGGUGGAGGACAAGGUUCUGUUCGAGCAGGCCUUCAGCUUCCACGGGAAGAGCUUCCACCGCAUCCAGCAGAUGUUACCGGAUAAGUCCAUCUCCAGUCUGGUGAAGUAUUACUACUCGUGGAAGAAGACUCGCUCCAGAACCAGUCUGAUGGACCGGCAGGCGCGGAAACUGGCCAACCGGAGCAACCAGGACGACAGUGAGGAGGAGAUGGAGGAGGCCGCUCCCAUCGAAGCCCACGACAGCGACUACGACCCCAACAAGGAAGCCAAGAAAGAGAACCAGGUGGAGCCGGUGGUCCCGGGCUCUAAGGUGGCGUUGGUUCGGCGGGAGCACCAGACGCUGCAGCACCGACACCACCAGCGCUCCCGCUGCCGCCCCCCCAAAGGCAUGUACCUGACCCAGGAGGACGUGGGGGCCGUGUCCUGCAGCGCCUCCGCAGCAAACACCCUGCUCCGACAGCUGGACAUGGAGCUGGUGUCCCUCAAGAGACAGGUGCAGAACGCCAAACAGAUGAACAGCGGCAUGAAACACAGUUUGGAGACUGGGAUUGAAGAUUUCAAAAUGGCUGAGGGCAACCAGAAGGUAAACGCUCGCUGGACCACAGACGAGCAGCUGCUGGCUGUUCAAGGUGUGAGGAAAUAUGGGAAAGACUUCCAGGCCAUCGCUGACGUCAUCGGUAACAAGACGGUGGGCCAGGUGAAGAACUUCUUCGUGAACUACCGGCGGCGGUUCAACCUGGACGAGGUGCUUCAGGAGUGGGAGGCGGAGCAGGGAACGCACACUCCCAACGGAGACAGCGCCACCUCUGGAGAGGAGGGGAAGACCAGCUCCACCCCGCCGUCAGGGAAGAGCACCGACGAAGAAGACGAAGAGGGUCAGGUGACCUCCUCAGGUGCAUCUCCUGCUGCCUCCUCUUCCUCCUCGGCUCAGAUUCCCGUGACGUCCUCCUCCUCCUCUUCCUCCCUCCACCAGCCUCCUCCCCUCCUCAGGCCCUCUCUCCCCGCUACACCCUCCCUGCACCGCCAGCCUCCGCCCCUCCAACAACAGGCUCGAUUCCUGCAGCCUCGUCCGACCCUCCAGCAGCCGCCGCCUCUAAUCCGCCCGUCCAACCCUCUUCCUCCUCGUCUAAACCCUCGACCUCCAGCUCCCAUGAGCCUCGGCGGUAUUAACCCCGGCGGGUCGGGUCCAAGCUCCGCCCAGCAGCCCCCAGGCCUGGCCGUCCACCAAUCAGAGGCCUCAUCUUCCUCCCUCCACUGACAGUUUAACAGCUACAGGCGACUGUGUGUGAAUGUGUGUGAAUGCUAGAUUCCUUGAGCGGCAAAACAAGUUGAUGAAUUAAUGACUUGUAGUUUGUAAAGCGCUUUGAGGGGUCGUACAGACUGGAUAAAGCGCUAUACAGUCCGUUUAGCAUAUUUGUUAAAGACACUGAGGAAAGCAAAUGUUAAAUCUGAAGCUGCUGCUUUCAGGGUCCCGUGGGAAAUCUUGAGUCUUCAGAACAAUGAGAGAUUUCUUUCAGGCUUCUGAUUUCCUUUUUUGUUUACUUGUAAAGGUAACACAUUAACUAAGGGUGUUACAGUUCUCAAACCUCGAUUUUCGAACCACGUAUAUAUGUUCAUACCUCGUGCUUUCUUUUUUAUGUGCGUGUUCUUUAGGUGAUGUGGAUAGAGAUAGUAUUCUGGGUUUUACUAAAUCAUCUUCAAGAUCACCUUAAAAAAACGUAGGAAUAUAUAUAUAUAUAUAUAUAUAUAUAUAUAUAUAUAUAUAAUCUUAAAUAGAUAAUGAAGACCAUAACAAUUGUUAUGAAUAUACUAUUAGUUAAAGGUGGGGUAUGUAAUUUAUUUCAGAAACACUUUUUGUUAUAUUCCAUGGAAUGCUCUUAACAUCCCGAUAGCAAUGAAUAUAUUAAAUGCUUUGACAAUAAAUACAUAAAAUAUUUUAUCAGUGGAAGCCGUAGCGCUGUAAAAAGCACGACC
This is a messenger RNA of Gymnodraco acuticeps, 2479 nucleotides long. It is a transcript of the gene rcor3, whose product is annotated as REST corepressor 3. NCBI's taxonomy places the organism in Eukaryota, Metazoa, Chordata, Actinopteri, Perciformes, Bathydraconidae. Gene Ontology annotation, biological process: regulation of transcription by RNA polymerase II; negative regulation of DNA-templated transcription. The record is from RefSeq and is a predicted model, not a curated record. Gene Ontology annotation, molecular function: transcription corepressor activity. Gene Ontology annotation, cellular component: transcription regulator complex; histone deacetylase complex.